UAGUGAUGAAAGUAAUGAUAAUGGAAGUGGUGAAGACAACUUCAUGUCAGAGGAUGAUGCAGAUGAUUAUAAAGAUCAUGAGAAUGAAAUGGAGGGCAGUGAGGAUUCAGAUACAAAUAACAACAAUAAAAGUGAAGGCCACCUUUCUAGCCAUGAGAAAAGACAAAAAAAGCUAAAACAAAAGAUUCAAGAGCUAGAAAAAGAAAACCUUUCCAAGAAGCCAUGGCAGAUGAGCGGAGAGACCGGAAGUAAAGCACGUCCUAUCAACAGUCUGCUAGAAGAGGACCUGAAUUUCGACCACACUGCAGUUGCAGGUUCGUGGAAUACAAAGUCUAAGGGAAGGAGUAUGUGAACAAAUGGAAUCCCAGACUGGGAUAUACUAGAGAAUGGCUGCUCACAAAUUUGCGGUUUCGUGGGUUGUUUUUUUCCUGGGCUGGAACUUGACCGAAGCAUGGUACAUCGGUUGCCACUCCGACGAUGCCAGCAACAGAGUAUUUAAUAUCAUCGCAGGGAACUUCAAAAUUCCCGACACCUCCCCCGAAGAAUGCACGUCUGCUUGCGCUCUGCUCAACGCUACUUAUGCGUGUACGCAGGGGGUCCCCCAGGGGAUGAUGUGCUUCUGUAGUAACUCGCUUGUAGGUGCGGUUAAGGUAGAUGACAGCAAGUGCGGAGAAAUCUGUGCACAGAAGGUGUGUCCAGGUAUAAGAUUCUUACGUGUUUACGGGACGAGUAACGCCAUUGCAGGUCUGUCCGUGACAGGACCAGACACGGGGUUCGUCUUUAGUCCCGCCACCUUUCAGUCCACAGUUGCAAAAGGCGAUCUGAACACAUCGUACAUCUAUAAUUAUGGCGAUGGAUCAUUCGUUCUAUCCACGUGUCAGAGCUCCUCCCAUCGCUACAGGCGCACAGGGCUCUUUAACAUUAACGUCGCGGCAAGGAACAACCAAUCAGGGCCUAUCUACGGCGGGAAAAAGGUGACGGUAAAAGCACCCCUUGGUCAAUCCAAUGCCUUGUGCCCUUCGCAUAUCGUAGCAGCCGGGAAUAGGACGAAUAUUUCUCUGUACGUCGCGCAAGGCACGAAUCUGAGUGGGUCGUGGGUGGCAACAUCUGGAGAAAAGAUAAAUUUUGGGAUGAAUGACGCUCUUCUUUAUGGAGUCGGUUCAAAGGCGACUUUUGGUAACAUCAGCGGCUCGCCCCAGACCUCCGGAGUGUAUGUCAUACCAACGGCCACAAUUGAACAAGAAGGCUUUCUAGUAGCAUGGGAAUUCAACGCCGCUAAACUGGGAGGCAUUCGUUUUCAAGUAUUUCGUCCAAGAUGUUUAACAAUACAGAAGUACUGUCACCAAACAAGAUCCUGUAUUCCAAGAUCCGAUAACUGCGGUAUUCCCCAUCAGUUCACAUGCCCAGGGGAUGGCAAAUUAUGCGCCGGUACCGGGCAUUGUUUGACCGGGUGUCUGGCACAGAAUGUUACAUAUCCUAAUUCGGCGGUACCACUGGUGAACUACACACUUGUAGUUGACACCAUCAUGAACGUUUCCACCCUCGGACACCAACUUGUCUCAUUGAGCCACGGUAAGGAACAGGCCGUCCAGCCCGGUGACGUCAUAGGAUGGACAACAAACGGACAGGGUGAUCUCGCCUUUGAGCCAACAACAAGUGACCCGGAGUUCUUUUACUCAACCCCUGGCAUAAAUGCUGGUGACCUGUUGUCGGCAACCGCUGGUCAGCGCUAUGACAUCAAGCAUGUACUGCAGGCUCAUGUCACGCGGACCUCGUGGGCGACGCAUGACUAUGUGUUUAACUCGGCUGGGGUGUACGAGGUGACGGUGAUAGUGAAUGGCGAAGGUAACGGCAGCACGCCGGUGAGCAUAGAGAGAUGCUACGUAUCUGUUCAGGAAAUGAUAAAAGGUUUGCAAAUCACGGGUCCGAAAUGCUGGACCGGGGCUGAAGGUGACGUUGCGUACCCUGUGAACAAGGACCUGUCACUCAGCGCGGCCGUCACGCAAGGGAGUAACGUGACAUAUACAUGGAUGGGUGACAUAAGCAACGUCACGACAACUAGCAACCCUGCCGUCAUGCGAUUCAACUCCGUUGGUCUUCACCAGCUCACUCUGUACGCGUUUAACAAUAUUAGCGCAGUGUUUGCCUCAAUCACCGUCAGCGUCUUGGAGGAAGUGGGUACGGUCGGGCUUGUCUGGCCUUCAUCGGAACAGAUGAACCAGGAACUGGAAAUUGGUAUUCCUGGAAAUUACUCAUUCAUGCUGACCGCUGGUAGCAAUGUGUCGGUGACAGUCCAGAUACAAGGACGUGUUGUCUUCAGUCGUGUCUUCACCGAGGCAAACAAUUCAGUGUUCAAUCUCACUCAUACAUUCUCAAAUGGAGGAAUGCAAGAUAUUCUUGUAACUGCUGACAACGCUAUCGCUGGCGCUGGAUUUUCUCGGGCAUUCAAACAGAGAGUUAAAACCAACAUGGGUGUCAUCACCAUAGCCACACAACCUGUCAAGACAUCCGACGGCUUCAUCAGAAUCUCCACUAUGCAGCCCUUCGAGCUCUUUAUUUCCUCGACACUGGAAAAGGCUAUCAACUACACUAUUGAGACCUCCGGGGUGAAUACCACAGUUGUCACAUCGACCGGCAAGGCCACCUGGAAGCAUAAGUAUUUGGAACCGCUGGAGGGAAAUAUCACAAUUAUCGCCUCUGCAGAUGGGGAGUCUAUCAGGUUUUAUAUCCCUGUGGAAGUCGAGUUCUGCGGUCCUCCCGCCAUUUAUCUUCCUGUUGCCAACAGAAGGGAUUCCAGUCACACCGUAACCAGGGGCGACCAGGUGGAACUCAAAACACGUGCUGUGACGUCACAGAAUGCUGGAUGCGAACCUGGUAGUCUGGUGUAUGAGUGGAAUAUCUACGAUGUUCUGAAAGUCCCUGAGGUUAAGAUUGCUGGUUUGAAUAUUGAUGUGGAGUCCCCCGCACUUGUCAUACCACCAUUGGCAUUGAGAGAGGGGAAUUACAGUGUCAACCUGACCAUCACUUUUACAGCGACUGAUAAUAGUGUUUCAAGAUACACCUACAAGACGUACAUAGACGUGCAGCAGUCCUCGCUCAUCGCGAGAAUCACGGGGGGUAGCCCUCGGGAUGUCCCGUACAGAGCCGAUGAAACGGACCUAACCCUUGACGGUAGCGAAUCCAUUGAUCCCGACGAGCCGAAGGUUAAGCCGAACUACCAGUGGGAAUGUCGACGAAAUAACGACAACGCCACGAAUGAAAUAUUUUUAGUCCCAGCAUCGCCUAGCCGAUGUGGAGAGCUGAACUUCACAGGUCUGAGUGGUACACGGAGUACAAUAGGACUGCCGUUGAAGGAGUUCCUGGAGGGAGCUUCUUAUGUGUUUCGCCUGAAAAUCUUGAAGGAUGCGCGAACGGCGUUCACUGAGCAAGUUAUAAAAAUCGUACCGGAAGCUAGCCCAGAAAUAGUCAUAAAGUGCCUUAGGAAUUGCAAGGAAAAAGUGAAUCCUCAGGAUCGCCUGAUCCUGGAGGCCUCCUGUAAAAAUUGUAACGGAGGGACAAGCGAACUCAGCGCGAUAUGGAAGCUACUGGACUCAGAUCGAGGCCAAGAUCGUCUCCAUGGUAACAAAUCGAUCACUACUACAGGCUUUGACAAGAUGGAGCUGGCAAUAACCGCUGGCAGUCUGAGUGAAAGCACAGUGUACUAUCUACAACUGAGAGUGACGAGGAGAAGUCUAACAGUCAAUGUGGAGUACCGAGUAGAAACCACAGCACCCCCAACAGGAGGCUCUUGUAUUGCCAUACCGUCAACCGGCACGGCUUCUAAAACCGAGUUCACAAUUGACUGCGACUACUGGACGACUUUAGACUUUCCACUAAACUACGAGUUCCAUUACAUUACCAAACGCAACGAGGAAGCUCAGAUCAACUCUCUCCCUCAGCAGAGCGAGUUGUCCAAUCUGUGGUACUACGGUUUGUUCCGUAAGGCUCCCGCAAGCGUGCUCCCUGUUGGGGAUGCGGACAGGGACUAUAUGAUGCCACUAGUUGUGGAGAUUUCCAACAAGUAUGGCGCCCACUCCAAGUUCGAGCUCAACGUUACGGUAAUACCAGUCGAGCUCUCUGUCACGGAAGUUAAAGAGAUCAAGGACCAGCUGGCUUCACAGACAGUUGACGUCAAGCAGGACCCCCAAAGGGCGCUGCAAUUGGUCGCGUCGGUUGUUUCCGUACUCAGCAGUCAGAAAGCGUCAGGAAGUGAACGCUUAGUGGAAAAUACAAAGCUACGAAGUCAGUGUAUAGAACUCGCGACUCAGACCGAGCCUGAGGGUCUCCCCGCUAUUGUGCAAGUUGCGAACGCCGUGACAGUGUCGAUGGACAACGAGGAUGAAGUCACCUCAGAUACACAGUUGAAGGCGUCAGGCUUCCUGAGCAGAAUCAGCCAGAAGGCUCUAGAAGAGGCACAGAAAACCGGGCUGGAGGAGACGAGUGCUAAGAAAGUCGAGGAAACAGCUCAAGUGAUCUUCAGCGGUGUGUCUAACAACCUGCAGGCGUCCAAUAAAACCACUCAGGACUUCAUGCAGCUUGCUCGUGAAAAUCUCAACAAGACCAAGGACGAGAUGCCGUCUCGCAACUGGGCGGUACGGAUAAGGGAGAGAAACACCGAUCAGUCUGCCGCUGACGCCCAGGUGGUGGUUGAUACUCUGAAUAAAGCUAUAAACACGCUCAAUGUAAUUCUUCAACUGAGCAAAGUUGUGUCCGAAAACAAGACUACAGUCCGGACCAAGACCUUUAAUGUACAGCUAGAGAAGAAGACGUUUAUGUCGGUCGGGAGCGAGUCCAUAGCCUUAAAGUCGGGACAGUUUGUGCUCCCCUCGAGAAGCGCGCUCAUUGACGGGAAGAAGGCGGGGAUUGGCGACGAGGAUAAGAUCAAUAUUCAGGCGGUGAAUUUCAAUGGUAACCCUAUGUCGUGGGACUCCGACAUCUCACCAUUCAUCACUGGCGAUGUCAUAGGCUUAGAAUUUCGUCUCGCCGACAGCAACAAAGAAAUCAGUGUCCAAAACACACUGGAAGAUAUCGAGGUUGUCAUACCAGCUGACCAGAAAUCGGCCAGGAAAUUCACCAAUACCUUUGAGAACAAUAAGAACCGAACGCACUUUUACAGAAUCAAGAGCGAAGUCGCGCUGAACUCACCACUACUUAUCUACGUUGAACCUAGCGAACCAUUGACACUUUUUGUAAGAUUUGGGUCAAAACCGACGCCCAAUGAGUAUGAUCUGAAAGUUGGACUUCCAAAUUCCGACGAUGCCUUGCCUGAGCGGUUCCAAAGAGUCGACAACUAUACGUUUCUGCUGAUGGAUUUGAGUUCAUUUAAAAGAAGCGCAGACCUACACUUGACUCUCAAAGCCCAGGCGAUACAGCAGUCUGUUCAGAUCCCAGGAAGCAGUGCGGGUAGCUCGGUGGGCGUGGCGUCCCAGUUCGAGGCUAAUUACACAAUAGACGUGCGGAGUGUUGCUUGCCAGUACUGGAGAGAGGGGGACUCGGAGAAAUGGAGGAGCUCGGGAUGCAAGGUAUCCAACAAGACUUCCAUCAAGGAGACCCACUGUCUGUGUAACCAUCUGACGUUCUUCGGUUCGUUUGUUGUGGCACCAAACCCUAUUGGUCCGCUCACCGCAGAAGAUUUCAAGAAAGGCUACGCCCUCUUCAUCUUCGUGUCGGGCAUAUUCUGUGUCUACUUUCUCGGGCUCAUUUGGGCAAGAAAGAAAGACAGGGCUGACUUAGUCAAGGUCGGUGUGUGUCCACUCCCGGACAAUGACCCGUCCGAUACGUACCGCUAUGAGAUCACCCUUUGGACCAGCAUGCGCCGGGGCGCGGGCACCACCUCUAAGGUCAGCAUGAUUAUGUACGGCGAGGAGAACGAGACGGAAGCCCGCGUCCUCGACGAUCCCCAGAGGCCGCCCUUCCAGAGGGGGUGCGUGAACACUUUCCUCCUCACCACGCCCAGCAUAUUAGGACCCCUCCCGUAUAUACGCAUCUGGCAUGAUAAUUCCGGGGGGUCGUGGUUCCUGAGCCGGGUGAUGGUGAUCGACUUGCAGAAUGACGAUCGGUAUUAUUUCAUAUGCAACCGCUGGCUUGCUGUGGACGAGGAUGACGGGCAGGUCGAGCGUCUUGUGCCUCUUGCUAGCAGGGAGGAACUUACCGAGUUCCAGCAUCUAUUCGUAGCGCGCACGCGCCGUAACCUUAGCGACAGCCACUUAUGGUUUUCAGUCUUUGCACGACCAGCCAAUAGCAGGUUCACUCGGGUCCAGCGCCUCUCCUGCUGCCUGUGUCUGAUGAUGAUGUCGAUGAUGACUAGCGCCAUGUUCUGGGGUCGUAUUCCUGAGGCGCAGCAAGGCUCCGCUAAUAACUUCGCCGGAUUCCUGUUCACAUGGCAACAGGUGUUUGUCGGGAUCAUUUCGAGUCUCAUCGUGUUCCCGGUCAACUUGAUCGUGGUCCAGAUCUUCAGGAGCGUCCGACCCAAGCCCCACCGUGUCAUGCAUAAGAAGGGACCCAACCCGCCCAGGCUCUCUCUCACUGUACAGAACCUCACAAGCUACAACAGGAUGAAGGAUAAAUCUGAUGAUUCCAACGGCUCUAAUAACAGUAUCGACUCCACACACGAGAAGAACGCCAGAUUGAGGCUGUCAAUCAACGAUGUGCACACGGACGUGGAUCGCGUCAGCUUCACCUCGAGCCCACUCCUCGUUGAUAACCGUAGACGCAGCACGGUCUGGGAGAAUGAUGGUUCCCGGUUCCGUCGCGCGAUUAUCUGGCUGAAGAAGCACAGUAGCUUACCUUACUACUGGGUGUACGUCGCCUGGGUCCUUGUGUUCCUACUCACCACUGCCUCCGCUAUCGUGGUCAUCCUAUACGGCAUGCAGUUCAAGAAUGUCAAGUCACUGAGCUGGCUGACAUCUUCUAUUGUCAGCUUUAUCCAAGACGUCUUGAUAACUCAACCUCUCAAGGUUCUCCUGACAGCCAUCUUCUUCGCCCUUGUUGUGAAAAAGCCAGACAAGGGCGAGUUCGAGAUUCCAAACGAGGCAGCGCAACUUGCAGAGGACGAGGAAUGGCUGUACUCCGCGGCCAACAACAACAAGAAUGCUGGGAAGAAGAUCAAGGCGAAAAUCCUCCCUCCGGAUCAGGCAAAACUGCUUACCAUGCGGCAUGCACGCAUGCGCGAGAGGAAGAUGUACGCUGUCCUGAGGGAGCUCGGCUUUUUCUACAUAUUCCUGUGUCUCGUGCUGAUGAUCGCGUACACGCAUAAGGACACAGUCGCGUUCAUCCAGACCAACGAGUUCAAGGACAGAUUCUCUAACGAUUUCUUGAAUAUUCAGACAGAUGCUGGCUUUUGGAAGUGGGCUAAAAAAGAUCUCCUUCCGAAUCUGUUCCCAAGCAAAUGGUACAACGGCAAGGAAAUACCGCAUAAUGGCUUCCUGGCCGAUCACAAUAGUCAGAUGGUGGGCGGGGCGAGACUCAGGCUGAUACGCGUCAAGACAGGAACUUGCGCAGUCCCCAAAGACAUCACGUUUGUCACGCAAGACUGUUUUGGAGAAUACAGCAUCGGGGAUGACGACGAGAACGACUACUUACCGGGGUGGUCUAACGUCACGAAAUACACUAAGCCCGUGUCACGCAAGGACGUGUCAUGGAGACACCAGAGCGGCGCACAACUCGACGGGUACCCUGUUUGGGCGAACGUGUCUUCAUACUCCGGAGGAGGCUACGUGUUUGUUCUUGAGCCUGGGAUGGACAACAUGAAGAAUCUGAAAAAUCUCGAGGAGAAACUUUGGCUUGACCGCAAAUCGCGCGUGAUCAUCACCGAAUUCACGACCUACAACGCGCAGACCAACCUCUUCUCAAUCGUCACCCUCGCGGCCGAGUUUCCAGCCACCGGGGGCGUGGUCCCCUUCGUCAGCAUCCAGACUGCGAGACUCUACAACUUCACCAAGGACAUCAUGUACUUCGUGCUCACGCUAGAGGGCGUCUUUGUACUGUUUAUUCUCUUCUUCUCGUACAAAGAGCUGAAGUUAUUGGUGAAGCAAGGAUGGAACCACUUCAAGGAGUUCUGGAACGUUGUGGAGUUCGUCAUUAAUGUGUCGGCGCUUAUCGCGAUUGCGUUGUACAUCUACAGGAUGCUCACUAUUAAAGACGUCGUGACGAAGUCGAGGAAUGCGCCGUUCCAGUUUAUGAGCUUCCAACUUGCAGGUUACUGGGACGAGAUGUACACCUUUACCCUGGCUAUCCUCGUUAUGUUCACCACCAUCAAACUCAACAAGCUGCUGCGAUUCAACAAGAGAAUGUCUCUCCUCUCCUCCACCCUCAAGCACGCUGCCUUCCCACUCGCGAUGUUCGGCGUUCUGUUCGGCAUCAUCUUCCUCGCCUUUACCCUCAUCUCCACCGUUGUGUUCGGCACGGCUAUGCAAGAGUACCGAAGCGCUCCGAAGUCGUUUACGUCCCUGUUAAGCCUGAUGCUCGGAAAGGCGUCGUUCCUCGGGAUGUACGAGGUGAAUCGGAUCCUUGGUCCACUUGUUUUCUUCACCUUCAUGUUCCUUGUCUCCAUGGUGCUCAUCAACAUGUUUUUGUCCAUCAUCAUCGAUUCUUUUCAUGUGGUACGGCGAGAUCUGGACAAGCAGUCGAAUGAGCAUGAGAUCGUGGACUUUAUUCUUGACCGGUUCAAGCUUUGGGCCGGAAUCGGAAAGGUCAAGAGGCCGCGAAGAUCAGAGCGACGGGUCUUGUGGGAUGUGGCGUCCUCGAAAAUCAGGGCCGUCACGGCGUUUAGUAACUCGCUGUUUUCUCUCAACUCCAACACGUUCUGCCCAGAUCAGGUGUCGGAGUUGGAGAAUAGGCUUGAGAAGCUGGUCGAGAGAACUGAUUUGCUGUACAGCGAACUUUUUCCCGAGAAGAUACACAAGCAUCAGUCAGGGAAACACAUGAAAACCUCAAAGAUAUGAAGUGUAACAGCUUAGAAAGGUCCCCCGACAUGGAACGAGUGCGUGACAUGAAAGCCUGCGUGACACAUGCAGUGAUCGUAGUUAAAGUCCAUAGAUCCGACCUGCGUGACAGGUCACGCAUUCCUCGUUUUAAAAAAUAUGACAUUUUCUUCUCACUCUUACAAAAAGAACUGAGCUAUUUUAGUUAGAUUGAAUCUACCGUGAUCAAGCGGAUUUGAUUCAGUACUAAGAUGAACAUCUCAUUUGCAUAGGUUUUCAUAGCCCACGAAACCACGGGUCACGCAAGUCGGAUCGACAAGCUUUAAUGCUUAUAACAAAACGCCUCAUCAACUUAGCAUAUCCAUAGAUUUUGAGAUCUAUUGAUCUACGUGUCACUCAUGCUCAUUCCCAGGCCACGCGCAUAUCUGAUUGCCAAAGCAGCAAGUAUCCCUUAGUUAGCUUAGUGGCCAUAUUCAGAUAAGGGAGCUAAAUAAGCGAUUCUUGUGUAUGGCUGAUCAUAUCGCUGAAACCUUUUGAGUGAUAUUCGAUGUUUGUACAAGCCGAUAUAACAACUGAGUAAGAGAAACCUCAACAAAUUAUUUCCUUUAAAACAAAAUACAUACUUUCUUCAGAAAUAAAACUAUCGACUUCAUACCAAUAUAGCAACUGCCGAUGGUCAUGUUGAAGAAAAAGCGCGAAUCCUUUCUGUUUUAGAUUUACUAUGCAUACGUUAUUUAAGUUAUAAAUCCAAAACUUAAAAAAUUUGUUUGGAUCGAUAGAUGAAACAUGACCUGACCAGUUGCCGGGGGGAGAAAGCUGAUUCCGUGCAAAUUGUAUUUAUUCUUGAUGAACAUGACUUCUGACUGAUUCAAAUAAUCAAUAAGCGCGACCACAAUCGCAUUUGACGCGUUGAAAGAAGUGUUUAAGCCUAAGGUCACGUGUAGUUUAAUGAGUCAGAUUUUAGUUGUACAAACAUGUAAAAAGAAAGUGAUAAACAAUAGAUUACAGGGAGGAAACACAUUGUUAUAAAGUGCGUUUUACUCGAGGCUAAUAAAUAACAAUCCUGGGAACCGUUA
Messenger RNA from Nematostella vectensis (starlet sea anemone), 10036 nucleotides. RefSeq names its product polycystic kidney disease protein 1-like 2. Gene Ontology annotation, biological process: detection of mechanical stimulus. The transcript has 34 exons. Bases 387 to 8981 code for a protein of 2864 amino acids. Gene Ontology annotation, molecular function: calcium channel activity; protein binding; calcium ion binding. Gene Ontology annotation, cellular component: membrane. Lineage: Eukaryota; Metazoa; Cnidaria; Anthozoa; Actiniaria; Edwardsiidae. The record is from RefSeq and is a predicted model, not a curated record.